Messenger RNA from Chaetomium strumarium, 1017 nucleotides. RefSeq names its product transcription factor TFIID-domain-containing protein. Gene Ontology annotation, molecular function: DNA binding; RNA polymerase II general transcription initiation factor activity. Gene Ontology annotation, biological process: DNA-templated transcription initiation. Bases 130 to 900 code for a protein of 256 amino acids. The transcript has 5 exons. NCBI's taxonomy places the organism in Eukaryota, Fungi, Ascomycota, Sordariomycetes, Sordariales, Chaetomiaceae. The record is from RefSeq and is a predicted model, not a curated record.
CUCGAGGGUGUUUGUGGGCGGACAACAGUUGGGAGACACAUUAGCUUGUCCAUCUCCCACCUCUGAACUGUUCGCGGAAGCGGGAAUACAUCGCCCAAAUUCUUGUCUGCUUCGUCUUUCUCCCACAAGAUGGAGAAUAUUCAGACACACCCUUCGAACGCGGCGCAAGCCAAGGCCUUCACUGCGCCUGGCUCGCUGUCGUUCCCAGGCGGCGCAAACGAGAUCGCGAAUCCUUCUGCGCAAGGCAACGGACAGGCGACCAACGGCGUUCAGCAGCAGGGCGUCCAAGCCACGAACGGUUCUGGGGUGACUCCCGCGACCCCCGCUGCGACGCCUGGAGCUGGCCAUACUGGGCCGAGUGGCAUAACCCCCACGCUCCAGAACAUUGUCGCGACGGUCAAUCUGGACUGCCGUCUUGACCUGAAGACGAUCGCGCUUCAUGCCCGCAAUGCGGAGUACAACCCCAAGCGCUUUGCUGCCGUCAUCAUGCGCAUUCGCGAACCGAAGACCACUGCGCUCAUCUUCGCGAGCGGCAAGAUGGUUGUGACCGGUGCCAAGUCAGAGGAUGACUCAAAGCUUGCGUCACGCAAGUAUGCGCGUAUCAUCCAGAAGCUCGGCUUCAACGCGAAGUUCACCGACUUCAAGAUUCAGAACAUCGUUGGCUCUUGCGACAUCAAGUUUCCGAUUCGUCUGGAGGGUCUCGCGUCGAAGCAUCAUAACUUCAGUUCUUACGAGCCCGAACUGUUCCCCGGUCUCAUCUAUCGCAUGAUCAAGCCCAAGAUUGUCUUGCUCAUUUUCGUAAGCGGCAAGAUAGUGCUCACCGGUGCCAAAGUGCGCGAGGAGAUUUACCAGGCAUUCGAGAUGAUCUACCCUGUGCUGCAAGACUUCCGCAAGGUCUAAGCACGAACAACUUGCCCGGACAGCACGUGGAGGGUGUUACGCCAUACACCCGUCAUGGCCUCCCAACCAAACUUUAUUACCGGUUUACGUCCUCCCACGACCUGUUGAUGAUCUGUC